Molecule: messenger RNA, 1813 nt
Organism: Pecten maximus
Lineage: Eukaryota; Metazoa; Mollusca; Bivalvia; Pectinida; Pectinidae
Exons: 2
Coding region: 259-1389 (376 amino acids)
Source: RefSeq, a predicted model, not a curated record
GUUCUCAUGACCAGUCACCGCUUUAGUUAUCUCAGAGCUUGUAAAACUGAAAUGAAUUUCAUUUACAGCAUAUUGGUUCCUGGAAACAGGGAGGCGUACAUAUCGUACUCCGGACACCAACCUGACGCCAUCAGUCACACUACGUUACGCAGACAUUUGAAAUUUCCUUCAGAGCAUUCGGAGAGACAUUUCAGCACCAAGCCUCAAUACUUAACCUCAGUUAUACAUUUCUAAACAUCUGUCGUCAAUGUGGCUAAAAUGAACUAUACAUGGACCAAGGAUUCAUGUGGUCACCCCUUGACCACAGAUGACCUCCAGCCACGUACCCUGUUGGCCAAACAAGUGACCACUGCUACAUCCGUAGAUACCUGCACAGUGACAACCCUAGCGAUCUCUAUUAUCUUCUGUAUUUGCGGGAUUGCGGCAAACCUUGUCAACAUUUUGGCGUUUAUGUGUAAUUCGGACGUCUAUGAUGACAAGACACCUUUCCUUAUGACAAUGGUGAUAUUGGAUUUACUAUUCCUGUUAAUCAAUAUUCCAUAUUUCAUUUUCCAGAUCGGAUAUCUAUAUUUGGAUCAGUCACAGUAUUCCGAUAUCGGAGUCUACAUCGGUAUCAGGUAUGCACUAAGCUUUAUCCUCAUAUGUGCAUCAUCCUGGAUGCUGGUUGCCAUGGUUACCAAGAAGAUCCUCUCUACACAGACUGAGGGUGAUGCCACUGGAAUCAAGCCUCUCGGUGAAUCUGAUCAGACUGCUGACAGUACAGAAGAAAACAGGAAUUUGAAAUCUUCCACAGUGUGCAUUAUAGUCGCCAUACCGAUUGUCGCGACAUUUCUACAUGCUGUUAAACUUUUCGAAUACCAGAAAUCUUUCCAUCCUGACUCUCCAUGGUUGAUGAAGUGGCGUUUGACAGGAUUCGGAUACGAACUUUACACUGCCAUCGCAAACAUUGCAGUGACCAUACUUGCUCCAUACAUGUUUCUGUUGAGUUCAACUGUAUAUUAUUUGGUAAAGGGCGUACAAGUCAUGAUGCGAAAGAAGAGCGAGAGGGAACCAAAUCAAGACAUCUGGUUGUUGUUUCUGCUCGGAUUCCUCCAUCUUGUUUGUUACGGAGUAUCUCUACACCAACAGAUGACUGCUUUGUUUACAAAAGUUGCAACAGUAGACAAUUAUUGCUUGGAUAGUAUUAACACUGCUUUCAUUAUCCUCAAUGCAUCAGUCAAAAUUGUCAUGUUCAAAUUAUUCACAUACCAUUUCAAGAGGUACAAACUUCCACUGAAUGGUUUUUCAGGUUUUCUUAGCAAGCAAAACCGGAGGUUGAGCCGAGGGGAUGUUGUACGAAGCUAUUCAUUCAAUAAUCCAAGUUACGACCAGAACAGAGAAUCGCAGUAACAUGACUAUUUAGUUGCGUAUGACUUUCGAGGAGAUGUUGUACGCAGCAUAAUCUAUUCAUUCAGUAACCCAAGUUACGACCAGAACAGAGAAUCGGAGUAACAUGACUAUGUACAUGCGUAUGUCUUCCUUGGCUUGCUGACGGUGCAGAUUCGCGAAUACAGUAUUGAUACAAACAUAAUGACUGUCAGGUGCGUGACUAUAAGCUAAAUCUAUGUAUAUAUCUUACUGUAUAUUGUUUUAAGAAAAUUUGAGUAUGAUUGUUUUGAUGAUUGGAACUCAUGUGUAAAUAAAUAACAUAUUUACAGAUGUAUGUAUAUUACAAUCUUUAAUAAAUUAUAUUGUUUUCAAAGAUUUGUGUAUGUUAUGGUUCAAAUUUUUAGUCUGAUGAUAUAUGAAUAAAUUUUGAAAGAGAUAUUUUGUA